Messenger RNA from Corticium candelabrum, 1589 nucleotides. Its product is annotated as four-jointed box protein 1-like. The transcript is spliced from 2 exons. The coding region runs from base 231 to 1412 and encodes 393 amino acids. Lineage: Eukaryota; Metazoa; Porifera; Homoscleromorpha; Homosclerophorida; Plakinidae. The record is from RefSeq and is a predicted model, not a curated record. Gene Ontology annotation, biological process: cell-cell signaling.
AUUUCCAUGCACGACACAUCAAAGUCUUCGCUCCCAAUAAUAUAAUCCAUAAAAUAAUAUUAGAUGUUGCAAUCCUGACAUAGUCACUGCCACACGCGACGACCAGGAAGACAGAAGAGGCAAAUGCUGGUCGUCUAGAGCGCGCAGGAGAGCAACAAUCGAGCAACUUCAGUUGAGUCGCGAACUGAUUAGAAUCAGUGUGAAAGUUUGUCACUUCGAGGGUGUUGAGUAUGUCGCCACCAACAAAACAACGAGCCGCAACGAUGUUGCUGCUACUUCUUUUCUCUGUCAUCAUCAUCAGUGUUCACUCUGACAGCCAGGAAUCUAAUUUCGAAUUCCAGACAACAAAAUUUCGACGGACCUCAGAGGGACGACGCCAGACAUCCACAUCUAGACGCAAUACGAAGAAGGAAGUGACCAUCAUAGCAAAGACACGCAGGAGAUUGCAACGGAAUGUCAGCAGUGUGACCACAUUCGUCGACGGUGUGCCGGUCUGGAGCAAGGAGUCGGAGAUGUUGAUGCCCGAGGGGUUUUCAGACCGCCGCGUUCGUCGGUGGCAAGAAGAAACUCGCCGUCUGCAGAUCAGAACGAUUCUGCCGGGUCAAUGCGGACGGUCGCCUAAUGCUCUCGUCGUUUUUGACGAUGGAAGGAAGGCAUGCAGCAGAAUGAGAAAAGAUGACAAUGCCAUCAUGGGUGAUAGCUACUCAUUUGCUCUCAGUCGCCUGCUUGGCACCCAUUAUGUACCCAGUACCAUAUUGUCAGACAUAAGAACUGAACAGUGGAGAGCAGCUGCUUCUUAUUUCAAGAGUUAUGGAAAGGAUGUCUUUCCAUUUGUUCUUGUGACAGAGUGGAUCAACAAUGCAGGGAAAGCGUAUGUUCCACAGAUACUGAGAAGGACGCACAGUCAUGUCCGACCAGAUGAGACAUUAGCCAGCCUGAGGAGUGAUGAAAUUCGGGAUCUUAUGCAGUGGACUGACAUGGUGUUGUUUGACUACCUGACAGUGAACACAGAUCGAGUGAUGAGUAUGUUGUAUAAUGAGCUGUGGAGCAAGGGGAUUAUGGAACGGCCAGUCCCUAACUUGCUUCAAGAAAAAGAUGGCUUACUAUUAUUCCUUGACAAUGAGCUUGGAUUAAUCUUUGGUCAGACCACUAUUGAACAAUUAGAUGUAUAUAGAGCACUUCACAAUCAAAUGCUGAACAGUACGUGUGUAUUCAGACUAAGUACAGUUGAGAGAGUCAAAGAGUUGUCACAGUCAAAAGACAUUGGGAGGACAAUCAACGAAAUGUUAAAACAUUUGGAUCCACUAGCUAAGGAGCUGGGCUUAUUGGUGACAAAAUACACUGACAAACUGCAAAGUAGAAUUGAUGAUGUGUACAGACACAUGAAGACUUGCUAUAACACAAGCAAGUAACAAUAUUAAUGAUCAUACUUAUCAGAUGAACUGAUAAGUAUAUGCCAGUACAUGUAUAGUUUGGUGACUUGGCAAGAUGCUAUUUAUUACUUACAAAAUAUUGAUACAAUAAAUACAAACAUGUGAAUUUGUUUAAAGUUUACAUUCAUUUAUUUCAAGAUGAUUUUAAUAAAAUAA